AAAUUAAAGUCCGCGUUACCCGGAAGUUGCGCUUGAAGUCACAUGACCGCACGGCGCAGAGCAGAGAGCUUGUUGUUCAACAAUGGAUGUGAAAUAAUUCAGAUCAAACAUCAUAAGACUAACUAGAUUUGUUCCAUUUACUGUGUCAACGAAGGGAAGAUUAUGGAGAAUGAUGAAUUUUCGCCAGAGAAUGGGUUGGAUAGGCGUUGGCCUCUACCUGCUUGCCAGCAUGUUGGCCGUCUACUAUGUGUUUGAGAUUAACCAUUUCUCCCUGGAGCACGUCGAGCGGCUAGAACAGAAGAGGAGUGUGGCCGCCUCCUCUUCCUCAGCACCCCUGUCUUCCUCCUGGAGCCGAAGUCUCAAGACCCAUCUCCUCCUUCUGCCCCUCUGGGUGUGGGCCACUAUCUUCCUCGUCCCCUACCUCCAAGUCUUCCUGUUCCUCUACUCCUGCACUAGGGCCGACCCCAAGACUAUUGGCUACUGCAUUCUGCCCAUCUGCCUGGCUGUGCUCUGUAACCGCCACCAGACUUUUGCCAAGGCAUCCAAUCAGAUCAGCCGUUUGCAGUUGAUUGACACCUGAGGUGGCCAAUUAGUGUGUGUGUUUGUGUGAGACUAGAAGCCUCUCCCUGGUCCAAAAUGUAAACUGACUAUUCCCAUUAAGCCACCUUGGCGAGUGGUAGAUACUUGUUUUUAUGUCAUUCGAUUCGUCGUAUGAUUUAUUACACCGUAUAAUUAUUGAAUGGAAAUAUGAUUAUGUUGUCCUGUUGGUAUGACAAAUAAAGCACAUGUUCUGUACUGUUGA
Messenger RNA from Gadus macrocephalus (Pacific cod), 802 nucleotides. It is a transcript of the gene lyset, whose product is annotated as transmembrane protein 251. The transcript has 2 exons. Bases 170 to 580 code for a protein of 136 amino acids. The record is from RefSeq and is a predicted model, not a curated record. Lineage: Eukaryota; Metazoa; Chordata; Actinopteri; Gadiformes; Gadidae.